AUGGACCCACAAGCAGCUCCGAGGCAGACGUUGCAGAAGGAUUAUAUCAAAUCCUUCCUUGGAAUCUGCAAAAUUGCCCAAAUUAUUCUUUCCAUCAUGACGUUUGCCUUCUCCUCCUCUUGUCCGUGGGGUUCCUUAGGGGGUGGAUGGGUGGGGUUUGUCUCGAUGACGGGCUUCAUAAACGCCGUCAUCUACUUCGUCCUGCACCUCUUCAACACUAUUCCCCCUGUUUUCGUCAACUACUUUGUGGAGCUGAUAUCAUACGCCAUCUUUACACUCUUCUUCUUCAUCGCCGGCAUUGUGGCGGCCGCCAAGGGCCACCUCGACGGACUCAUCGUUGCAGCAGCUAUCUUCUGCUUUGGGGCUCUAGUGGCAUUUCUGAUGGACACCGUGAUUCAGGGUCUGGAGGUGAACAAGGCCUGGAGGGAGAGGAAUGCCAGAAGGGCUGUGCCCACUUCAGAACCCGCACAUAUCUGA
Molecule: messenger RNA, 477 nt
Organism: Helobdella robusta
Lineage: Eukaryota; Metazoa; Annelida; Clitellata; Rhynchobdellida; Glossiphoniidae
Exons: 4
Coding region: 1-477 (158 amino acids)
Cellular component (GO): membrane
Source: RefSeq, a predicted model, not a curated record